Messenger RNA from Hippopotamus amphibius kiboko, 589 nucleotides. Its product is annotated as histone H2B type 1-C/E/F/G/I. Bases 13 to 393 code for a protein of 126 amino acids. The transcript has a single exon. Gene Ontology annotation, molecular function: structural constituent of chromatin; protein heterodimerization activity; DNA binding. NCBI's taxonomy places the organism in Eukaryota, Metazoa, Chordata, Mammalia, Artiodactyla, Hippopotamidae. Gene Ontology annotation, cellular component: nucleosome. The record is from RefSeq and is a predicted model, not a curated record.
GUAUUGCAGGAGAUGCCUGAGCCAGCCAAGUCUGCACCAGCCCCCAAAAAGGGCUCCAAAAAGGCUGUGACUAAGGCCCAGAAGAAAGAUGGUAAGAAACGUAAGCGCAGUCGCAAGGAGAGCUAUUCCGUUUACGUGUACAAGGUGUUAAAGCAGGUUCACCCGGACACCGGCAUCUCUUCCAAGGCCAUGGGCAUCAUGAAUUCGUUCGUCAACGACAUUUUCGAGCGUAUCGCAGGAGAGGCGUCGCGCCUGGCGCAUUACAACAAGCGCUCGACCAUCACCUCUAGAGAGAUCCAGACGGCCGUGCGCCUGCUGCUGCCCGGGGAGCUGGCCAAGCACGCUGUGUCCGAGGGCACCAAGGCUGUCACCAAGUACACCAGCUCCAAGUAAAUGUGUUUAGGUGCUGUUAAACCAAAGGCUCUUUUCAGAGCCACUUAAUUUUCAUUUGAGGAGUUGUGAUGCUUUUUUCCGGCUUUACUUUUAGAGAGAUUAUUUAAGCACAUAUUAAUAUCUGAGUUUGUUAAAUUAUUUUUUCAAAUAAAUACUGUAUGUGGAGAAGUGCUUGUGGCCUUCUCUGUUUCAAGUC